Molecule: messenger RNA, 2686 nt
Organism: Artibeus jamaicensis (Jamaican fruit-eating bat)
Lineage: Eukaryota; Metazoa; Chordata; Mammalia; Chiroptera; Phyllostomidae
Gene: SLC29A2
Product: solute carrier family 29 member 2
Exons: 12
Coding region: 57-1427 (456 amino acids)
Biological process (GO): adenine transport; uridine transmembrane transport; guanine transport
Cellular component (GO): basolateral plasma membrane; plasma membrane
Molecular function (GO): nucleoside transmembrane transporter activity
Source: RefSeq, a predicted model, not a curated record
CCCUCCGUCCGCGCUGGUGCAGGUGUGGCGCCCCAGGCUCAUCCCCCUGGACUGCCAUGGAACGAGGAGACACCCCGCAGGACAGCUACCACCUGGUUGGGAUCAGCUUCUUUAUCCUUGGGCUGGGCACUCUCCUUCCCUGGAACUUCUUCAUCACGGCCAUCCCGUACUUCCAGGGGCGGCUGGCAGGGGCCAACAGCACCACCGGGACCUUGGGGACCAACCACAGUGGUCCCACAGACGCCUUCAACUUCAACAACUGGAUGACGCUGCUGUCCCAGCUGCCCCUGCUGCUCUUCACACUUCUCAACUCCUUCCUGUACCAGUGCAUCCCUGAGACGGUGCGGAUUCUGGGCAGCCUGCUGGUCAUCCUGCUGCUCUUUGCCCUGACGGCGGCGUUGGUCAAAGUGGACAUGAGCCCUGGACCCUUCUUCUCUAUCACCAUGGCCUCUGUCUGGUUCAUCAACUCGUUCUGUGCAGUUCUGCAAGGCAGCAUCUUCGGGCUGCUGGGCACGAUGCCUUCCACCUACAGCACCCUGUUCCUCAGCGGCCAGGGCCUGGCUGGGAUCUUCGCUGCUCUUGCCAUGGUCACGUCCAUGGCCAGUGGUGUGGAUGCCCAGACCUCCGCCCUGGGGUACUUCGUCACGCCCUGUGUGGGCAUCCUCGUAUCCAUCGUGUGUUACCUGAGCCUGCCCCACCUGGAGUUCGCCCGCUACUACCUGGCCAGGAAAUCAUCAACGGCUCCAGGUCAGGAGCUGGAGACCAAAGCUGAGCUCCUCCGGUCUGAUGAGAAGAACGGGAUUCCCAACAGCCCUCAGAAGGCAGCCCUGAUUCUGGAUCUUGACCCUGAGAAGGAGCCACAGCUGGAGCUGGAGGAGCCCCAGAAGCCAGGAAAACCUUCGGUUCUCAUCGUCCUCCGAAAGAUCUGGCUGAUGGCGCUGUGCCUUGUGUUGGUCUUCACAGUCACCCUGUCUGUCUUCCCCGCCAUCACAGCCAUGGUGACCAGCUCCACCAGUCCUGGGAAGUGGAGUCAGUUCUUCAACCCCAUCUGCUGCUUCCUUCUCUUUAACACCAUGGACUGGCUGGGACGGAGCCUGACCUCUUACUUCCUGUGGCCGGACCAGGACAGCCGGCUGCUGCCCCUGCUGGUCUGCCUGCGCGUCCUGUUCAUCCCACUCUUCAUGCUGUGCCAUGUGCCGGAGAGGUCCCUGCUGCCUAUCCUCUUCCCACAGGACGCCUACUUCAUCACCUUCAUGCUGCUCUUCGCUGUUUCCAAUGGUUACCUGGUGUCCCUCACCAUGUGCCUGGCGCCCAGGCAGGUGCUGCCACAUGAGAGGGAGGUGGCUGGUGCCCUCAUGACAUUCUUCCUGGCCCUGGGGCUGUCCUGUGGAGCCUCCCUCUCCUUCCUCUUCAAGGCGCUGCUCUGAAGGCCCUCGCCAGGGCUCUGCCAACAGCUCUCUCCUCUCCGCCCCGCCAGAGCCGAGACCCAGCACAAAGGGAUGGCGAGCUGAGCUCAAGGUCUGGGGAUGCUAGGAAGAGGCGGGUGCUGUCUGCUCCCUGGGCUGCUGGCGGCCCCUGGGGGCACAGCAAGGAAGAAUUCACCACCAGUCAUUCCCGCCCUCGCCCAGGACGGAGGCGACACACAGAGACAGACUAUCUACGGCACAUAAGAGCUUAUCGAAGAAGGGCAGCCAGGGAAAAGAGGGCCAAGGGUCAUGGCCCUUCCUCACCAUCAGGAGCGCAUUUACGUGUUCAUCACAAGAAAUAAACCCGCUCAUCGAGGGGCAUCAGAGGCCACAAGCAGCCACUUGCUGAGAAAGUGGGUGGUGGGCCAGCCCAGGGCAGGAGCUCAGCAGCUCUGCGGUCAAGUUUCGGACCCCAGGACAGGAUGGGGGGUGGUGGUGAGGGGAGCAGGGAGAAGGAAAAGGCGUCAGGGAGCUGAGGGCGCUCAAAGCACCGUCUGGGCAUCAAACAGUGUUUUCAUUGCCAGCACUUAACUGUGUCGGCCUCCCCCAGAGCUCGGCGGGGCGUGCGUGCGUGCGUGCGUGCGUGCUGCGUGCGUGCACCGUGCCCUGCAGUUGGCACAGCUCUGCCACGCCCACUUUCCCACAAAGUUGCCUUGAGGCCUCAGAAGGAGCCAGGCAGGGACUGUACCCUCCCCCUUCGUACAGGUGAGGAAACUGAGUCCUUGGAGAAGUGACUGGUCUGUGGCAGAGCCGGGACCCAGCCCCCCACCUCCCUCCUCGCAGGUGCUGUUCUUCCCGCCCAUUUCUGCUUCUCCUCAGGGGGCUCCAGGCAGAGCUCCAGGCACUUACUCCACCUUUUAAAUUUUUUUCCCAGAGAGUACGGUGGGAGGGAGAAAGAGAGGGAUCAAAACCUGAUGAUAAGCCCUGAUUGGUGUGGCUCAGUGGGUUGGGCAUGGUCCGCAGAACGAAAGGUUGCUAGUUUGAUUCCAUGGGGUACACACCUGGGUUGCAGGCCAGGUCCCUGGUUAGGGGUGUGCAACUGAUCGAUGUUUGGGGACUGGACCCCACAUCGCAGGCAUAUACACUGACAGGGAGUUGAACUGGCGAUUUUUCAUCUUGUGGGGCAAUGCCCAGUGAAGGGCUUACUCCACCUUUUUGCUGAUUUUCUCUCUGACCCUGCUCCUGGGUCUAAUAACAAUCCUCUUCAUUUGUAUAAUGAA